AUGAGCAAAACUGUAAGAAGGGGAGAAAUAUACUUUAGCGGCGUUUUUAAAUAUUGUAAGAAGAAAAGCUCGCCAGUAAGUGAUGAUGCUGGUUAUGGGGACUUUUCAACAGAGAGGGGACACAUGCGCCCAAUAAAGGAGAAAAAAAUUAUGCAUAGAAUAGGAAGGAAGCUGGAACGGGUUAAUCAAGGGGAGGUGGACUUGGACUGGGAAGAGAAUGUUGGUCCGGAGAUAGACAAGAUGAGCGAAGCGGGAGAAACUGAGCAAGAGGGAGAAGACGAACAGAAAGAAGAGAGGGGGCACAAACCAGAACGACUGUUACAAGGAGGCGAAAAAUCGAGAGAGCAAAUGCGAGAACGAUCAAGGGAACAGAAGAAGGGGCCCCAAAAACUCACCACUAUAACAGGCGACGCUGUGGAGGCACCCCGGAGAAGGCUUCCUCCUGAUGGAAUAUUAAAAAAACGGUACCUCCCAAAACCUCGCAAUGUGGAUAAUUGUCAUGUUGAAGCUGCAGGUCCUAACGCCCCUGCCGAAUUCAACAACGCGGAUGUUUCACUAAAUGACAAAAAUGGUUACAGUGAACGUGAGCAUUCUAGCAUGUUAUAUAAAAAAGGACAAGGAAAAAAGCGAACAAAAUCGAAAAAUUCUUCUCCAAAAAAGCAGUGCGCUUUUAAAAAAAGUAUCCUACUUAGAAAAAAAAAAAAAAUGUUAAAUGAGACUUACGACCAUCCGAUAUAUUUCGACAUGUGUCACAGCUACGAUGCUGCACAGCCACGAGGCAAUAGAUCUUACAUAAAAAAAAGUAAAAAGAAAAUAAACGGAGAGAAUUGUAAGUACAAGUACGAACUGCCUACUAUUGCAUCAUUGGGAAAGGUCAAAAAAUUAAAUUAUUUAAACUUUACAAUUAACGAAGAUAAAAUGACCAAACAGGAAAGGAUGCUUCUGAAUAAUUUAUCAAACGUGUGCUUUAGUCGUAGCCUUCUGCACGCCGUGGCCCAGCCACGCAAAAAGGUGAGGCGUAAAAGGGGAAAAUUUGGUCCAUAA
Plasmodium fragile is the source of this 1044-nucleotide messenger RNA. RefSeq lists its product as uncharacterized. Bases 1 to 1044 code for a protein of 347 amino acids. NCBI's taxonomy places the organism in Eukaryota, Apicomplexa, Aconoidasida, Haemosporida, Plasmodiidae. The record is from RefSeq and is a predicted model, not a curated record. The transcript has a single exon.